GAUUUUGCCUCAUCCUAAAGAUGCUCCCUAUAGUUGCUGCUGGCCAGGCAUGGGAGAAGAGACAUGGCUCAUUCCAGAGAGGCUCUGUGCCUCCAAAGUACCAGCCUUCACCACCUUUUUCCUCCCUGCCCACAGGCCACAGUGCCUGGUGCUCACCAGCCCUCCCAAUUUUCACCCAGCCCUGAUGGACUUCAUGAGGACCUUCACCAAGAACCUCAGCCUGAUGCUCUGCAGCAAUGUGCUGAUUGGACUGUGGAAGCAAAAGAUGCCAGAGUCCUGGCUGACAGCAGAUGUCUGCACCAAGUGCCUUAUGAAGAGGAAGAUCAAGUCUUUCUAUAUGGAUGUGGUAGCUGAAAAUCUUUGAAGUGGUG
Pezoporus flaviventris is the source of this 371-nucleotide messenger RNA. RefSeq names its product solute carrier family 12 member 3-like. The record is from RefSeq and is a predicted model, not a curated record. Lineage: Eukaryota; Metazoa; Chordata; Aves; Psittaciformes; Psittacidae. Gene Ontology annotation, cellular component: membrane. The coding region runs from base 50 to 364 and encodes 104 amino acids. Gene Ontology annotation, biological process: potassium ion import across plasma membrane; cell volume homeostasis; chloride ion homeostasis. Gene Ontology annotation, molecular function: sodium:potassium:chloride symporter activity. The transcript is spliced from 2 exons.